CUCGUCUUUAAAAGACUUGGUAAAAUCUGGAUCUUAUUUUCUCUCUGAGCAGCUGUGAUAUUGUAUCAAAGAGGCUCUAAUGUGAAUGAAAGACGAAGUUACAGCCUUCUUCUUCUUCUUCUUCUGUGACGGGGGGAGGAUUUAAAGAAAAUCUCUGAGGUUACUUAUCAGACUCCCUCCAGGCUCCGGGCGCGCUCCACUCUCCUCGCGCUCUUCGGGCAGGAAAUGGAAAGCAAAGUCAGUGAGAGGAUGAACACCGUCAGCACUUCUAUGGUGAAUUCACCUGCUACAAUAGUAAGUGAUUUAGUCGAAGCUGUGUUCAGUAGUAAUAAAUUAUCUGACGAGUCGCAGUCUCUAACCUGCAUGUCUUCCUCCGUGCGUAAUUUUGGGAGCGCUGGCGCACUGAUCCACGGCGUCAGUCCAACAGGCGAAAACGCGGUUUUUAAACACUGUAACACACUCGACGACUCAGUCACGGGGAAGAAUUUCUACGACAGAAGUAGUGAUUAUUAUAAGUGUGAGAGCGUGCCGUGGGAAGAUCUGUUAAAUGUCCAGAGAACCAAAGUGCCCACGUCCGAAAGUUUGACGAGUCUCUCUUCUGGAGCUUGUAAGUUUAUCAAAGAUGAACAGGAGCCUUCUGUGAUUAUGGGGACCCCCUCUCCCACCUUCGAUCCGUCCACGGAGUUACCUGCUCUGGACUCCUGCUGUGACAGUGACAGGAAGCAGCAGCUCGGCUUCAGGGAUGAAGAGUUCACCACCUUUCCUCCUGGCACCUCAACUUCUCGUCCUGGACUGGGGGGAUCUCCAAACUUUCUGAUCGACCUGAACCAACCGGAGCAGCUCCAGAGGAGGGCCGACUCUGUGUGCAGUCUGCCAGGAAAGGCUGUCAUCCAGCUGGACGGCAACACGCACACAUCCACGCAGAUGACCGUGUUCAAGAGCGAGAUUCCACGAUGGCAGGUGCAGGCGUCUCCUCCUGAACCUCAGUACUGGUGCCAGUCCACAGGAGGGACCGAGGACCCGUACACCCACAGCGGCUAUGAUGUGAUCCAGAGUCAGGCCCUGACUCUGAGAAACCCUUCACCUUUCUCCACAUUCCCAGGGUAAGAAAUUAUCUUAGUAAGGAGUAAAACAAAUCAUCUAAACUCUAAACCGACCAAAACUAGACUUUAGUGAACUUUAGUAAAGUUUGUGGGACAUUUAAGAGGUAACAGAAGAUAACACUGACCAGUUUAUGACUCAGUUCUGCUUUUCUGAUCUGAUAAACUCACUUUAUUUUACUGCCAUAAACCUGUGAUAGAAAUGCUGAAGUGAGGACUGUGUGAGGUUGAAAAUGAAAAAGAAGAGUUGGUAAAAAGUUUUGGUGUUGUCAUUUGUGAUCACCCUUAUAUUAAAUCAAACUCCGAGUUUUUAAGGGUUUCUCUAACUUAAGAAUCCACUUAUUCAUCUUUUAACUUAAUUUAAUGGUUGAAAAAACUAACUAUUAUUGUGAGAGCAGCACAUUUGGUCCCAUCGGUGUUAUUUACUGCAUGUAGACCCACUUUCUUACUUACUUACUUUCUGUCCUCAUCUUUCUGUCUUUGCUUGUUUGUUCAGUAUGCCCCCCCAGAGGAUGUGUGUGAUCUGUGGUGAUGAGGCGUCUGGUUGCCAUUAUGGAGUUCUAACCUGUGGGAGCUGCAAAGUCUUUUUUAAGAGAGCGGUCGAAGGUAAGAAAAGAAAUAAACGUGUAAAAGUUUUAGUCUGAUUUGCCUUUUCUUUUAGUUUUGUAUCUGCUUCAAAUCUCAUGUUGACGUUUUGUCUUCAACAUCUGACCUGUGUCAGCUGAUCAAACUGAAGACUGUUUUGUUUUGCUUUUCUUCUCCUUAAAGUGUAUCUUAUCUUGUAACCUUUCCUUUGUUCGUGCCUACUAAAAAUGUCCCUCCCAGGCUUUCUUACUUAGUUUUCAGUUUCCUAAUGAGUGACCUUCUUAGACUCAGAGGAGGUCGUACCUGAUAUCGACUCUCUGAAACGGUCUCUCGCUGAUCUACAGUAAAAGUGGUGAAUCACAGAGUGGGAGUGAACACUCGGAGUCUGCCUGGCCUUCUAUGGUGGUUGUUAAAGGUCAUUAGCAACAGUAUCACAUUGACCAGUGUUCACCGUGUUCUUCAUCUUGGACUUGUUUUUCUUGUUAUCUGAAAAAGGGAGAUACAUAAGAGCCACUUUGUCUCAGCAUGGCCGUGUCACCCUGUCCUCACAGCCUCGCCUCUAUCUCAUUUUCUUCUUUAGAUCUCUUCAGAGAGCUCUGCCUUACCGGCCCGGUAAGAGGAGCCACGUAGACAGUCAAGAGCUUUUCUACUCCUUUUCUUUUUAUUACAGGACUCUUCUUCCUCCCUGAAUAUUGAAAAACCCGGCACUGUAAUAAUUGUGUGCAUUGUCUAUAUACACUUUCUCUUAACAGGCCAUCAUAGCUAUCUCUGCGCUGGGAGGAACGACUGCAUCGUGGAUAAAAUCAGGAGAAAAAAUUGCCCUGCCUGUCGCCUUCGGAAAUGCUACCAAGCUGGGAUGAUGCUUGGAGGUACGGUUUACACCAAAUCACGCCUGAAACCAUGAAAUUAAACUGAACAAGUAGCAGGAAUUGGUUUUGCCGUAUCAUCAUUUGUUUUCACGUCACAGGUAGGAAGCUGAAGCGGUUCGGAGCCCUGAAAGCCUUGGGUUUGCCCCCCUCCCUGAUGUUCCAGUCUCACUUGGCCAUGUCCAACGAUAACCAGGCCUUGACCUCUAUGUCCUGCAUACCGGGCGUCCGAGAGGUGCAUCUCCCCCAGCAGAUCAUAAACAUCCUGGAAAACAUCGAACCAGAGACGGUGUACUCCGGUUAUGACAGCUCCCAGAUCGAUGUUCCGCAUCUACUGCUAAACAGCCUCAACAGGCUGUGCGAGAAACAGCUGCUGUGGAUCGUCAAGUGGUCCAAGUCUCUGCCAGGUAACGGCGCUCUGCUGCUCAGGGUCACCGCAGCUGUUUCCAUGGGGAUCCAAAGGCAGGCCUUGCCAAGGACUCAGCCUUAAACCCUGUGAUAGGAGGCUUGAGUAAAUGAGAGCCGUGUUUCCGAGCGGCACAGAAAUACUCGGGAUAGGAAAAGUCAGACUCAGGAGUUUAUCUGUUAAUUAAGCAGAAACAGAAAACGACGUCUCUAAAAUCUGACUUUUCUUUUUCAGGGUUUCGUAACCUGCACAUCAACGAUCAGAUGACCCUCAUCCAGUACUCCUGGAUGAACCUGAUGGUGUUCUCGCUCGGGUGGCGCUCCUUUCAGAACGUCACCAGUGAAUUUUUAUACUUCGCUCCUGAUCUGAUCCUCAGUCAGUAAGUCACAGACGGAUUUAACCGACCUUCACAGUCAAAGGUUAUCGACAAGGACUGAUGCAUUUAUUCAUGACGCCAUGAUUACAGGUGAAAAGGAGGCGAUCAGCUGACUGUUUUAUGUUUCUGUCUGACAGGGAGCAAAUGAGGAGGUCUCCGAUUUACGACCUGUGCCUGGCGAUACAGUUCAUCCCGCAGGAGUUUUCCAAUCUCCAAGUCUCUCGUGAGGAGUUUCUCUGCAUGAAAGCCAUCAUCCUGCUGAACACGGGUAAGAGCUGAAGACCUGUUUCAGUUUUAGGAUGAUUCAGAUUUUUACAGCGUGGUGACAUUUAGCUUGUUUACUGCUCUCAGUUGCAAACAGAGAUGUGAAGCUUUGAUGAGUAUCUACUGUAAAGCCACAAAAAUAAGAGGGAGGGUUGGACCUUGACAGGAUUUAUGUAGCAGCUGGUAUCAAGUUCUACGUUUACAGUCAGAGGGAAAGUAAUGGCGACUUUGUUUCAUGUAAGGAGUAUCUGUUCAGUUUUUUAGGGUUUUAAAAAGUCUCCCGUUUCCUCUCAGUGCCUCUCGAAGGACUAAAAAGUCACGUGGCGUUUGAAGAGAUGAGACAAACCUACGUCCGGGAGCUGACCAAAGUCAUCCACAUGAAGGAGAAGAGUCUGGUGGCGAGCUCGCAGCGUUUUUACCACCUCACCAAACUGAUGGAUGCGAUGCACGAGGUAUGCUCUCUCGUCCGAUGAAAGCUCAACAACGCUGAUGAGGUUUUACUGAAACAAGAAUGUGUAUUUCUCUCUGCUCACAGAUAGUCAAGAAGGUCAACCUGUUCUGUCUGAGCACCUUCAUCCAAGCGGACGCCAUGAAAGUGGAGUUUCCAGAGAUGAUGUCAGAGGUCAUCGCGUCCCAGCUCCCUAAGGUCUUGGCAGGCAUGGUGAGGCCCCUCCUCUUCCACUCAAAGUGACGCGGCGGGCGCGGACUCUGCAGAGACAGCUUCUUACUGGAUUACUGGUCCUUCUCUUACUGGAUUCUUCUUUGUAGUCGGUCAUGUACAGUCAACUCUCGUGGUCUUUAGACACUUUGCUUUAGGAGUUUAAAAAUAUAAUACAGGUUCUUUUUGUAGCACAGAGCUGUAAGAUGAUGAAGUCAGAGGCAUUAAACAAUAAAUCUCCACUGAUGAAUCCUGGUGUAGACACCUUUUCAAACUCUUACACUCUUCUGUUUUGUCGGAGAGACUUAUUUUUGUAUCGAAAAACUCUAAUAAUCAGUGUUUGCAACCAGUAUCACAUUCCUACACCAAGAAAAAGGAAAAAAGGAGACACCAGAACCUGAAAUUAAACGACCAGGGUUAGCAUCAGAGUGACCUUCUUUGGGGAGGAGAGACUUACUUUAAGAAACAAAAAUAAACUGCAUGCUCGGACAGGGCUGGGCGAUAAACCGAAAAUUUAACGAUACUGAAAUUUAUGACAAUAACCAACAAUAAUCAUUUUGCCCAUAUCGGUAUAUUCAGUGUCAAAUAAAGUUGGUUUUGGAUGUGUGUAGGUAGGCUAUGGUCUCAUGUCCCUUUAAGACGCCGUCCAACAUCAGAGACGUGACUCCACCCCAUCCAGUCUGUAACAAAGAGGCAAAGACAGGUGAGGAGAUGGAGGACGGUUCAAAAGUUGUAGCGGCUGAAGUAGACAAAGUUAAUGUGAGAGGGGGUGAGCAGCUUGUGGAGUAGAUAUCGUCCAUUUAUCGUUAUUGAGGUGAACUGAUCAAUAUAUCGUGAUUUUGAUUUGAGGCCAUAUCGCCCAGCCCUAUACUUGGAAGAGCUAGAACUUACUAGAGUUUAUCUCCACAAAGACGACACGAUAUCCUAAAUGUCAGUUUCAUUGUGAAAUAACAGAAAUUAUGUUACUGUUACAUGAAAGAAGUAAACGUUUACAAACUCGCCAGUCUGACAGUAAGACUCAGAAUUCUGAAAUCCUUUAAAAUCAGGUAAUAAUCCACUCCUUUCUGAAUGUUUUCACAACUUGUUUGAGGUUCAGUCAGUAAAUCAGCUGGAUAAUUAACAGAAAAGAUCAAGUUUUACCAGGAUGUCCAGAAAUAUGCGAUAAAAAGUCAGACUAGACAAAACCAAAAACUGUUACACCGACAGUAAACUAGGGUGACCAUACGUCCUCUUUUACCCGGACAUGUCCUCAUUUUUGGGGGCUGUCUGGCCUGUCCGAGGGGAGUUUGUAAAAUCUCAAAAUGUCUGUGUUUUUGUAUGGAAGUUUUGAGUUUGUGUAGUGUGGACUAACUGAAUUAGAAGCGCAUAAAAAACACUCAACCAGACCCGAAAAACCCUCCAAAUUCUGCACACGACUCCGCCCGGCGUAGUAACUUCCUCUUUUUGAGGAUUCAGGAUAUGGUCACCCUAAAUAAACUUCACCCACAGCUCCACCUGUUUUUCUUCAUGUGCUGCUGUGAGCAAAAGUGAACGUUAUUUAUCAUUACAAAGAAUUCAUACCACAGGUCUAAUAAAUCACGCUGUUUAUUAAUAGACAUGUUUCUGCACUGUCUGGAGACAGUAAGUGAUUGCAAGGAAACAAGCUAACCAUUAAAGCAGGCUGCCAAAUGUUACAUAGUCAGGAUAUCAUUUCCUGGAUAAGCACAUUCAGACUGUAAGGGAGUGUUAUCUCACCAUCAAUGUUCAAGGCCACCGUGGAUUUUUAAAAAUGUAGAUGGAAAAGAACAACCUGAUCUUGGCAGGAAGAGAAAAAUCUAAAAUAACCUCCCAAAUAAGAGAAAGUUUGACUUUGAUAUCAAACUUUUAAUUUGUAAUAACUCCAGAAUCAAAGCGUUUCUCCUUAUUUUCUUUUUUUCUCUGCUGAAAAAGUGUCACUAAGUUUUGAAAUGUUGUGACCAUAAUAGAAAACUACAUAUUACAGGAUACACUCAGAUACACGUCUGGCUGUUGUUACUGGUACACCAGUGCACCAGUGCGUACAGUAUCACAACAAAGCACACCUCACAGACAUUCAAAGCAUUAUAUAUAUAAAAAAGACGUUUUACAUACAGAAUUUAUAUAUUUUAAGUUGUGAUCAUUUACAGUAAGAGGUAAAUAUUCUGGAUUAGGAGCAGUAAUCUACAUUUUACAGUACCAUGUAGCUAAACAGAAAGUGCACAGCAGACGUGAGCAGGUUCAGUGGAUGAACGACGUUCACAGGAACAUGAAAGUUAAGGUGCAAACCAUUAUGCUUCUUUAUUCUAGCCGACUACACUCUAUCCUUAUUUAUACUCACAGUUUGUUCAGUUACAGUUCACACAGGAGUCUGUGGAGCUGCGACCGUCCAUUAGCAACUCAAUGAAAGGGUUAUACUGAUACACUGGGAAGUUAAAAAGUAAUAUAUUACUGACAAUAAAUCUUGUGAAACAUGA
Molecule: messenger RNA, 6726 nt
Organism: Xyrichtys novacula (pearly razorfish)
Lineage: Eukaryota; Metazoa; Chordata; Actinopteri; Labriformes; Labridae
Source: the annotation of a GenBank genome assembly